GUGGGAGAGGGCCACCGAGCAGCUGAGACUCGGUUUGGUUGACCUGACCACCGGUCGUCGUCUUGGGUUGGCUUGGCUUGCUGUCCGCCCGCGUUCACAAGGAGAGGAGAGGAGGUUGAGGUUGAUCUUGAGUGUGAGGAGAGGCGAGAUCGGAAAAAGGGGAAAUCGGCGUUGCGAUGCCGAAGCGGGUGGCCGACGAGAUCGCGGCGCUCCCGGAGCCGCGUGGGCCCCUGCGCCGCCCCUGCGCCGACCUCUCCCGCCGCGUCCGCCUCCUCGCCCCGCUGCUCGACCACCUCCCCGCCUCCUCCUCCUCCUCCUCGAGUACUCCCCUCGCCGACGCCCUCGGGGCCGCGCGAGACCUCCUCCGCAAGACCCGCGACGGCAGUAAGAUCGACCAGGCCAUGCGAGGGGAUGCGUUCCUGGACGAAUUUGCAGGCGUCAACAGGCAGAUUCACCUCGCCUUGGAUGCCUUGCCCUACAACACCUUCCACAUGCCCCAAGAGGUCCAAGAGCAGGUCGCGCUCGUCCACUCCCAGUUCCAACGAGCCUCCACAAGGACGGAUCCCCCGGAUACACAGCUUUCCAUGGAUCUUGCUUGGGCUCUUACCGACAACCCUUCCGACCCCGCCCUUCUCACCAGGAUCUCUCACAAGCUGCAGCUGCACACCAUGGCUGACAUGAAGAACGAGUCCAUCGCCCUUCAUAACAUGGUCAUUUCCACUGCCGGAGAACCUGAUGGCUGUGUCGACCAAAUGUCUUCCCUGCUCAAGAAGCUCAAAGACUGCGUCGUCACUGAAGAUCAUGCCAACGAUGCCCUCACCACUAGGUCUGCCUCCAUUAAGCAUAGGUCUCCUAUCAUCCCAGACGAGUUUAGGUGCCCCAUAUCCCUCGAGCUCAUGCAGGACCCUGUCAUUGUGUCCAGCGGCCAGACAUAUGAGCGAUCCUGCAUCCAAAAGUGGCUUGAUUCUGGCCACAAGACCUGCCCUAAGACGCAGCAGCCACUCUCGCAUACUUCUCUCACCCCAAACUUUGUCCUCAAAAGCCUCAUCUCACAAUGGUGCGAAGCUAAUGGUAUUGAGCUUCCCAAGAACAAACAGAAUUCCCGUGAUAAGAAGGCGGCAAAAAGUUCCGACUAUGACCAUGCUGGUCUAGUCUCGCUGAUGAACAGGCUCAGGAGUGGGAACCAAGAUGAGCAGCGGGCAGCUGCAGGUGAGAUACGACUGCUUGCCAAGAGAAAUGUCAACAACCGGAUAUGCAUCGCUGAGGCAGGAGCCAUCCCCUUGCUGGUCAAUCUGCUCUCCUCUUCAGAUCCACGAACACAGGAACAUGCAGUGACAGCACUCCUGAACCUCUCCAUUCAUGAGAACAACAAGGCAAGCAUCGUGGACUCUCAUGCUAUCCCUAAGAUAGUGGAAGUGCUGAAAACUGGGAGCAUGGAAACCAGAGAGAAUGCAGCAGCCACACUAUUCAGCUUAUCAGUUGUUGAUGAGAACAAGGUAACUAUUGGCGCCGCUGGUGCAAUCCCUCCACUCAUCAACCUUCUGUGCGAUGGGAGCCCAAGAGGCAAGAAAGAUGCUGCGACGGCAAUUUUUAACCUGUGCAUAUAUCAGGGAAACAAGGUCCGGGCAGUGAAAGCUGGAAUCGUCAUCCAUCUGAUGAACUUCUUGGUGGAUCCUACAGGGGGAAUGAUUGACGAGGCACUUAGUCUUCUGUCAAUUCUUGCAGGCAACCCAGAAGGCAAGAUUGUAAUUGCGCGGUCAGAACCAAUUCCUCCACUUGUUGAGGUUAUCAAAACAGGGUCUCCUCGCAAUAGGGAGAACGCUGCAGCCAUUCUAUGGUUGCUCUGUUCUGCUGAUACUGAGCAGACAUUGGCUGCAAAGGCAGCUGGAGUGGAGGAUGCACUCAAGGAGCUGUCAGAAACUGGAACAGAUCGUGCAAAGAGGAAAGCUUCUAGCAUCCUCGAACUCAUGCACCAAGCAAAUGAGGAUUCUUUGAAGGGAAAUGGACACUGAAAGUUGCUUCUUCCUGGGGAAGCUCUGUGCUUUGGGCAAUGCAUUUGGUGGCUUCAUUCUGAAGGGUGAGCCGCGAGCCAGAGCCAUCAGGUAUUUGUCAGCAGCAGCCAAAGAAGCUACUCGAUCAGUAGCUAUCUUGGGGAGCUAAGGGAGGUCAUGGGUCACAUUGGCGAGGCUGGCGGCGGCGCUGUUGUCAUGGGCUGCAAGGUGCUGCCGAUGUGGAGGGAGAGCGGCGGCAUGGUGGAUGGCGCGAGGAAGACGAUGGUGCAUGGCAAGAAAGCUGUCGCUCGGGUGAAGGAGCUCCUCAGGCGGGCUGCUCAGCCCAGGUCCCCUCACCCUCACCCUCAGGCCACUGGCGCCAGCAGGUGGAAGAAGGUUAUGAGCUUCCAGGCGAGGGAUAGCAGCAACAGCAAAGCAGGCAACGACAGCACGAGCAAGCUGAGUUUCAAGUGGGACGCGGGUAGCUGCUCGUCUGCAUCAUCGUCGGCUAUGUAUUCCCCGCUGUCAGCCGUGUCCGCGCCGGCGAAGGCGCCGUCGAGCCAGCAGCAGCUGCGGCCUUGGUCCACUGUCCCUGAUGAUGGCGAGCAGCGGAUGGCGCAGUGGAUCACCACCGAUUCAGACUUUGUGGUGCUGGAGCUGUGACCUCAACUAAUCCCGUUCCUUGGGAUGAUGGAGUGGAGGCCAGGCAAGCAAUUAAGCUGCAGAUACUCAUGGAUGGCUCUCACUAAUUUACUGACUGACUACAUUCACAAGUUUAGACCGAUGGAGGAGGGGAAGACGGAAGCAGCGAAGACAGUAGUAUUAUUUAUGAAUCUCAACGGCCAAGAGCAGAGGCUGCAGCUAGGUUGCUGCUGAUCAAUCCAUAUCAUGAGGAAACUUGAAUGGAUUAUUAAAAGUAAUAAUAACAGACCGGUUUAUUACUAGCACAAGAGGAGAGUCAUCGAUGAAAUACUAGUGCGAUGUAUAGUAUACGUUUGUGUUUCUUUUUUCUUUGACACGUAGGAUGUGUUUGUGUUGGUUGUCCUAUUGGAGUGAGUGAAUUUAGAGUAGCAUACAUGCCAUGCCAUGAAUCGUUUGAUCCUCUCUGUUUAUGUUCCACGUGGAUGGAGGUUUGGGCAGGGUACUA
Messenger RNA from Oryza sativa Japonica Group (Japanese rice), 3138 nucleotides. The record is from RefSeq and is a predicted model, not a curated record. NCBI's taxonomy places the organism in Eukaryota, Viridiplantae, Streptophyta, Magnoliopsida, Poales, Poaceae.